CCAACCGAUCACAAAACACACCUCCCAAGAUCAAUACCACUCCCCGAUACCUCCACGAUACCACGACCCCCACGUGCACAACCCCCCCCCGUCCUCACUCACCCAACUCCCCACCCCCACCCCGCUGCCCACAGAACCCGCCAGCCCCCACCCACCCCGCUCCCGUCCAUCGACACCAUCCCCCCGCCGCCAAUCCAACCGCCCGUCCACACACCCCCUCAAGACUCCGCCCCGCCCCCCCCCCUACGAGCCAAUACCCCCCUGUCCGCCCACCAUCCUAUCCGCGCGCCCAUCCCCGAUCCCCACGCCCCCCGACCGCCCACGCGACCCCGCCUCCCCCGCUACCGGGCCUCACCCCGGCUCCCGAACCACCACCACUCCCGACCCAACACGCACCCAGCGACAAACCCCCAACCCGCUCUCCAACCCCCACACACCUACUCACCCGCACCCUCCCACGCCUCCCCCCUCCCACAGCACCACCCCACCUACUAUACCCCCCCCCAGCUCGUCCGCCGCCACCUACCCCGCCCCGCCCACCCCGGGCACGGCAUCACCCCAACCACCCCCACACCACCCCCGCCCCACCCCCCUCCCCCCCUCCCACCCCCCACCCGCACGCGCCCCGCCCUCCCUCACACCGCCCAGACUCCCGGCCAGAUACCAGACCAACAACCACACUCACCAACCUCCACCGCCUGCCCCCACGCCCCUAAACCUCAAGCAUCACUGUAAAAGACCUCAACCGCCACCCCAUACUAACCCUGAACAAUACACUACAACACCACCCUCACCACUCAUAACCCCCCCGCCUCCGCACAGCCGCCCAUCCCCGCCACACCAAACCGAUCUCCAACCCACGCCCCCCCCUAAGCCCCACCCCCCUCCCACACCACCCGCCCAUCCACCCCCGCCACCCACCACGCUUCACCCCGCCCCCCCCCUCCGCCCCCGGCGAUCACGCUCCGACACCCCCCACUCCCACCCACCCCCUCCGCUCACGGGCCCGAGCUCCCGUAACCCGCCCCCGAACCCUCCCCCUCUCCGCCCCCCAGGCACCCAUACCCCACUCCCCCCGCCGCUUCCGGCCACGCCCUCCGACCAGACCUCGUCCCCCCCACCCCCGCCCCCCCCGCCCCAACCUAGCCCGCUCACUGUACCACCCCCGCACACCACCCACCCACCCCCCGCACACCGCCUCCCCCCGACCACUCCCACCCUCGACCCAUCCCUCUUGCACCCCACCGUCAGUCCACCCCCCCGACCACCCACCCCCACACGCCUGCCCCCCCCCCCCAAACGCCCAAGCCGAUCCCCCACCACCCACGACCGCACCCGCUCUGACCCAUCAGCAAACGCCCAGCCAUCGUGCCACGCUCCCCAAACAAACCGACCCCCGCCCCGUUACCUCGACCCGCUCCCCACCCAGCCCUCUCAACCACGCACCCUACCCCCGAACGCUCAACCCCACACCCCACACCCACCACCAAACGCACCACCCACACCACCGCUCAUCCGCACACGCACCCGAAUCACCCACGCCCACCUCCCCGCCCCAAGCCCCCCCCCACAAUCAUUCGAUCCCCGCCACCCGCCCCAAAACGCCCCCCACCCCCGCCCGCCCCCCCCCUCCCCAGCAAAUAACACCCCAUCACCCAGGCACCUCCCGAAUAUACAUUUUACCGACAAACCUCCGCGCUACAUACCCCACCCAUACAACCGCCCCACACAGCCACGCUACCCCCCACCGCCCGACCCCCCCACCUUGUCCAGACAUACCCAUACCCUUCCCCUCCCGCUCACUGUAUCCUUAGCCCGAUUAUUGUUUGAAUCGAACACCACAACAGCACCUUAUGCAAACGGAUCUACUAAACGUAAAUGA
This is a messenger RNA of Homalodisca vitripennis (glassy-winged sharpshooter), 1882 nucleotides long. RefSeq names its product extensin-like. The annotation marks the transcript as partial. NCBI's taxonomy places the organism in Eukaryota, Metazoa, Arthropoda, Insecta, Hemiptera, Cicadellidae. The transcript has 3 exons. The record is from RefSeq and is a predicted model, not a curated record.